Eucalyptus grandis is the source of this 1633-nucleotide messenger RNA. Its product is annotated as E3 ubiquitin-protein ligase BOI. Gene Ontology annotation, molecular function: ubiquitin-protein transferase activity. The coding region runs from base 362 to 1363 and encodes 333 amino acids. The transcript is spliced from 4 exons. NCBI's taxonomy places the organism in Eukaryota, Viridiplantae, Streptophyta, Magnoliopsida, Myrtales, Myrtaceae. The record is from RefSeq and is a predicted model, not a curated record.
AAUUUACAAAGAACAACGACAGCACCAACGCCAACCCCAACACCACCACCUCCACCACCAUCCCCAAAAGAUGGAAUCAUCCGUUUCCUUCCCCUCCUCGUUAACCGAAACUACUACCACCACCGCCCCCACCCACUUUCCCUCCCCUCAUUUCCUCCCACCACCGCCGCCGCCGCCGCCGCCGCCACCUUCGCCUCCCUCCGCCGCUCCUCCUGAAGCGUCCCCGCCGCCCCCGAUCGCCCGAUCCCGUUCCCGAUCGCCCCCGCCCGCCCGCCCGCCCGCCCGCCCGCCGCGGUUUUCGGAUCCGUCCCCCGCUCCGCAUCGAUCCGCGAUUCGAUCGGCCUCCCGAUCCUGAGGAAAGAUGUUCGGAGGUGAUCCCAACAAUUGCGGGUUUCCUGUGUUCCUUGGAGAUAAUGGGUUUCAAUAUGAUACCAAUGCACUGCCUCAGCUGCAGUUAUUUGGAGAUUAUCCAGUUGGAAAUGGUAUCAGUCCCUUAAACUACACCAGAAAGGAUCACGCUGCCUAUAUGGAUCGAUCAACUAAAAGAUUUAGGGAAGCUGAAUCUUUUUCCAAAGAGCAAAAACAUCCGAUAACUCUCAGUGAUAAAAUCUAUCCAGAUGAAGCAGGUCAUUCUGGGAGCAUUUUCAAUCCCAAUCCUGUGUCAACUGGUUUGAAACUUUCAUAUGAAGAGGAUGAACAUAACUCCUCUGUAACAUCUGCAAGUGAAAGCAUGACAGCUGCACUGCCUCUGAUUCUGUCGCUUGGUGAUAAUUUCAAGGCAGAGUUUGAUCGGCAGAAAGAAGAAUUUGAUCACUAUAUCAGAAUACAGGAAGAAAACAUUACAAAGGGUGUAAGAGACCUAAGGCAAAGACAUACAACUGCUUUUCUGAGUGCUGUAGAGAAAGGAGUGGGCAAGAAGUUACACGAGAAGGACCUUGAGCUAGAAAACAUGAACCGCAAGAACAAGGAACUAGAGGAAAGAGUUAAGCAGGUGACGGCAGAAGUUCAAUCCUGGCACUACCGAGCUAAAUACAAUGAGUCUGUUGUGAAUGUACUGAAGAGCAAUUUACAGCAAGUCAUGGCACAAGGCACCAUGCAAGGGAAGGAAGGCUGCGGGGACAGUGAGGUAGAUGAUGCAGCCUCUUACACGAACCAGAACCAUCUCAGCUUUGUGGACGGUUUCGGGACAUCAGGGGUCACAAGGAACCGGAUGACCUGCAAAUCAUGUAAGAUUAAAGAAGUCUCCAUCUUGUUGUUGCCUUGCAAACAUUUGUGUCUAUGUAAAGAUUGUGCAGCGUUCAUUGAUGUGUGUCCCCUCUGCAAUAUGAUAAGAACUGACCUAGUUCAAGUGUACAUGUGUUGAGAUUUUCCCUUGGUCUGUGCAAGGCCUAGAUAAGCACUUGCAGUUGUCAAAAUGAUGAUGUUUGCUGAGUGAAUUAUUAUGAUAUGUGAAGUGGAUUGCCCCUCUUUAUGAUCAAGAGUUGUCCGAUAAUGGUGUGUUGGUCAUGGAUAGCUAAUCAGUCGGAUGAAUGGCAUCCUUAAGAAUAAAUAUUCGGAAAGAUAUUGCCAAUUUGUGUUGACCUUGGCUUCCUUUGUAUUGCAUACUGAAUUGGAAAGGCAGAUUAGCCGAUAA